CGAGUGCGGGGGAGGGGAAGUUGUGUUGAAAAAGAAGAUGAAAACCCGUGUUUAUUUUUGAAACGCGAAAAGUGCAGUGCCGAAAUCAGCCAAAAGCGAAGGAGAUGAGAAAAACGCGCAGAGAUAAAUGAAAUGAAAAGUUAAAAAUAAAUAUAUAUGCCAUGCGGCUGGGAGCAGGCGAACGAAGAAGAAGAGUGCCGCCCCGCCCGCCCGCAGCAUCCCAAACUACAAAAUUCAUUCACGGCGCACAUGUUUUUGUGGCCAUUGCUGUGUUGUUGCCUUCGCCGCCUCCGCUUCGCCUGCUCGUUUAUCCUGCCAUCCUUCUUGGCCGCUCUCCCGAGAUUCUGAUUCGAUUUUUCCCACUCAUCUGCUGGCGCUUUCCCUCUCUCAGGCGACAGCAUCGCUCUGCUCUGCUCUCUCUCAGCUGCUUUGUUUGUUCGCCUUUCGCGAAAAUAUAUAUGCAAUUGUAAUAAAAUCGUCAAAGUCAAAGUGUAUCUAAAGAAAAGGAGAAACAAAAUUGUGCCAAAAACCAAGAGUAUAAUCAAAAUAAAUCAAAUAGAAUUUGUAAAACAAAUGUUAUAUUUGCAAAACAGAGAAUAAGUGAAAAAAAAGAAUAGUGAACUACCCUUGUUGUUGGCCAACCCCCAACAAAUACACGCAGAGAAAUUGUCGAGUGCAAAAAGCAGAGAGGAGUUAACACCAUUUGCGACGCCACUGUGAACAUAAAAAGCCGUCAAACUGUGGGGCUCAGGGGCAUUUUUUCUUCCUCCGCAAGGAAUGUAUUAUCCGCACAUGGUGCAGGCGGGCGUGGCGCCUUUUCCGGGCGCUCCGGCCGGCUAUGCCGCCGCACCGAAUCCUGCAGCAGCGGCUGUUGCAGCAGCGGCCGCCGCUCAGCAGCAGCAACAACAACAGCAGCAGCAGCAGGCCCAGCAACAGCAGCAGCAACAACAACAACAGGUGGCCGGAGGACCGCCCACCGCUGCCGACAGUUUGUCAAUGGCGGUGGCAGCGGCGGCUGCAAAACAGUCUGCCGAUCCAGUGACCCAAAUGAAGUCGGGCGGCGAGGCCGCAGGAUCUGCCAGCAACAAUAACAACACAGCUGUGGUGGCAGGAGCGCCAGGAUCCGCCGGAGGCUUGACCACAGAAUAUUCAACUGGCUGCGGGGGCGGUGGUGCAUCAACGGCCAAUCCGGUGGUGGUGGCCACCAGUGUUUCCGACGUUGUCAAUGCCUCGCUGUACAUGCAACAGAAGACAAAUCUGUCAACACAAACACAGACACAGUACGAGUACGAGUACAAUGGAACCAGCCUCGCAGAACCAAGAGUCCCAGGUCCCAUUCCGCUUCCACUGACAAAUGGACAUGCCAUGGACCAAGUGCAGCAGCAGCCACCAGAACACCAGCAGCAUCUGCAAUCAUCGCUGCCCCCACAAAAUGUGCUCAGCAUAUCCACAGUAUUGAUCGCCAAUGAGGCAGCAGAUUCCCAACAGAGCUCCGCCAUGCCCAAUUCUGGUGGCGUUAAUACUGGCGGCGGUGGCGGUGGAGGCGGUGGCACACCCAGUUCACCGCUCAGCAGCUCCCCGUCCAGCGUAACAACCUCGCAGGCGGGCGGAUGCGGACUGACUCUCAACGGCAGUGCCACCGAGGGCAGUAUGUCCGGGGAUACAUCGCCGGUGGCCAGUGGUGAGCCGCUCCUGCAGACGCCGCCCGCCCUCCAACAGCAACCGCUCCUGUGCAGCAGUCCCACAUCGAUGCAAUCGGCUGGUACUUCGGUGACGGGCAGCUCGAUAGCAUCCGGCACAUUGGCGGCAACCAGCAGCAGUGGCGUUGGACUCUUGCCCACCACCGGAUUGGACAGCAUUGCCAAUGGUGGUGCAGCAGGUUGUGCCGUAGUGCCGGCCAGCACAUCGCAGGUGAUCGCCCACCUGAAUGCAGCUGCCGCAGCGGCCAGCGGCAUCAUGUCGCCCACCGCGAACGUGGCCACUAGUCUCAGCAGCGCUCUAGUCCCGGCCCAAUCGGUCGCCGUCGCCGCGGCCGCCUCCCUCGAUGCCAAGAGUCAGCCGAAACGGCUGCACGUCUCCAACAUACCGUUCCGCUUUCGGGAUCCCGAUCUGAGGGCCAUGUUUGGGCAAUUUGGCACCAUUCUGGAUGUGGAAAUCAUUUUCAACGAGCGCGGCAGCAAGGGAUUCGGUUUUGUAACAUUCGCUAACAGCAACGAUGCAGAACGAGCACGCGAACGUCUACACGGCACCGUGGUUGAGGGACGCAAAAUCGAGGUGAAUAACGCCACUGCACGUGUACAAACCAAAAAAGUGACAACAGUACCCAACGUUGUACUGACCAAAGAUGGUGCCAUACCGGCCCCAGCUCUAGUCUGCGUACAAUGGCCAGAAGCCGCCGUUGCCGCCGCAAUGCGUGGAGUGGCCAUCCAGCGCGGACACGUGGGCGUGGUCGGCGCCGCCCCCUACCAUCAUCCCCAUCAUCCGCAUCACCAUCCGGCGCUGCUGGCGGCCUCCGCCGCCGCCGCCCAACAGCAGCAGCAACGCCAACUGGCCGCCGCCGCCGUGGCCACAGCAGCAGUCGCCCAACAGCAGCAGCAGCAGGCCGUCGUACAGCAGCAACAGCAACAAGUUGCUGCCGCCGCCCAGCAGCAACACCAGCAGCAGCAGCAACAGCAGGCGGUGCAACAGCAACACCAGCAACAGCAGCAACACCAACAGCAGCAGCAGCAACAGCAGCAACAUGCCGCCGCAGCCGCCGCCGCAGCUGCCGCUUCGCAUCCGCAUAUGCAUGCCGCCCAUGCCCACGCCCACGCCCACGCCCUUGGCCCACAGUUGGCGCAACUCCAAGCGGUCGCCGUGCCCACGGCAGCCAGUAAUGCAGCAUUGCAGCAAUCCUUGGCCGCUGCCAUCCAGAAUCCGAGCGGUAAUCCAAAUGCUGCUGCCGCCGCCGCCUAUGCCGCCCGUCUGUCGGCGGCGUCGGGCGCCACACAAUCGUCGCAAUCGGCCGCUGCUGCUGCGGCUGCUGCUUCCAUGGCUGCGUCGGCCAAUGCGGCCAACAAUGCGGCCGCUUUGCAUGGAUUCGCGCCUGUAUACUAUGAUCCCUUCUUAGCAGCCGCUGCUUCCGCUGAUCCAAAUCUACGCUUCCAGGCAGCCAAACCGGUCACUGAAGUUCCAGCCGCUCAGCCAGCCGCCAUAUUAAAUGCCACUGCUCCGCUGUUAAAGACACCGCUGUCUCAGGCCCAGCAGCAGGCGUACGCCACGGCGGCCACCACCUACACGGCGGUAGCCGCCCGAGCCGCCUAUGGAGCCGCUGCCGCAGCAGCCGCCCAGCCGGCACUAGCCGGCUACGCCACCGUAGCUGGAUAUGCGCGCGAAUAUGCAGAUCCUUAUCUAGGACAUGGCAUUGGACCCGUUCCUGGAUACGGGGCAACCAUGUACCGCGGUGGCUUCAAUCGUUUCACGCCAUAUUAAGAACAAUCUACGCCAGUCAGCCAAAUAAUGCACUUGAACUACUCUCGAUGAAAAUGCUCAAUAUAUGAACAAAGCAAAGCAAAUAAGUAACUUAGACGUAAAUACUCCUCCCUACGUGCAGUAAGUAGAAGUUACAACUAAACCGAUAGAUGCAGGAUACUCAAACCCCAACAGCAACCACGGCAACACCAACAACAGACGCUCAAAGUCCUUGGAGAGUUGAAAAUCAAAGCUAAGCAACAAAGAAACAAAAAGAACAUAAACAAAUCAAUGUCGUCCAGUAAAAGCAAAAAAGCUAAACCAAAAAGAAAAAAGUACGCCGCUAAACGCAGUUCUAUGGAGUUUAUAUAAGUAAACCUAACAAAAAGUGAAAAAAAAAUAUUAAAACAUAAAUUCAAAUUGCAAAAUAGUUUUGCAGAGAAUGAAAAAAAAUGUGCUUCAUGCGUAGAUUUUUACCAGAACAAAAGCUGAAACUUUGUGCGGCAGAUCAGAAUUUAUAUAUAUAUACAUAGCGACAUGAUAUAUAGUUAUUAUAUACAUAUAGGCAUUGUAUUUGUAUAUCAAAGCAACCAGGAAAAAGAGCAAUGUUUGAGGUACUUUUAAUGCUGAAACAUCAUCAAAAAAAUAUAUAUAGACCCUCGGUUGUUGAUUUACAAAACUUCGUUGAACUAAUUUAGUCCUUAUGAUUUACAAAUUAUUUUUAUUAGCAUUGUAGUAUGUAGUAAGGGAAUGUAACAAUGCAGCCACAUUAACAAAUCAAAUUGUAUAUUAUUUGCAAACUGUUAAAGCACAAACAAAAAUAUAUAUUUAUUCGUAUAUACUUUAGAUCGAUAUCUCUAAUUUGAUUACCCAAAGAAUACUCAUUUCUGUAUUGUACUGUAUUGUCAACGAAUUUAAUUUUAAUGCAUUGCUUGGUUGUUCCUAAUAAUUUUAUAUUUUGGCAGCUAAACCACUCACUCAACUCACGACUCAAUUCGAAUUGCUCAAAAAAAUUGUAGCGCAUAGGUAAAUGCAAAAGAUCAACACGUAGACAUAUCCUUGAAAUAUACAAUAAUAUUUACUUUAAAUGCCGCCAUAGCAGCAAAGCGACAGCAAAAAAAGAAAAAUGAAAAAAAAUAUUAGUUUUAAAAAGUCAAGCUUCCAGUGACAAAAAGCCAUUGAUGAAUGAUGUGGAAAUCGAAUAAUAAGCAUUAAAAAUUACAAUUUUUAGCUCUUACUCCGUAGCACUUUCCUUGUGUGUUGUGUAAAGAAACAAAAAAAAUGAAAAAGAAAAAGGAACGUCGUUUCGAUGUUGUUCAUUUUCGGUCUAGACCGAAGCGAAACUUCCCUAAGCAAACUAAGAAUUUAUUUUAUACACACUUGAAUCUAAUGCACACACAAAACAAAAAUGAAACCAAGAAACUUUUAACGUUGUGUAUUUUUCAAAUGUUAACGAUUAAAUGCUCAAUGGAAAACAACCAAACAAAAAGAAGUCGUUCUCUAUUUUGAUUCUUAGGCAGCUACUGUCGUCAAAAUUAUACUAGUUGUUUAUCAACCAUACUAUGCUAAAAGAAAAAAACAAGCUACUAAUUAUUGUGUGUGUGUAAUCGUGCAAUCCUUUAGGUGUUCUUCGAAUUUCCUUAAAAAUCUACUAACAAUUACUUGAAAAGAGGGAUGAAGUGAGGAAUGAAAAUUUCAUCAACUCCAAAGAGCUUCAACUUUGAUGUUUUUUUGUUUAACUAAUCACUUAGCAACUGUCUCAGAUUGUACAUAUUUAUGACGACAUAUGGUAUUUUACCUUAUUCCUCUUAACGCACACACAAACAACACACGCACAGGCUAGGGUCCUGGGAAAUCGAAGCAAUUUAUGGCAUACUCAUUGUACCCUCAUUAAGAGGUACCUUUUGUUUGAUUCUCUCUCAUGAACAUGCAUUGAUAUACUAUUUUUACGUUGACAUUUUUAAAGCCAAAGUCUAUAUUUUAAAUGAUUUUAGUUAGGUAUUAGUUUAUAUGCUGACGACAGACGACACAGAAGGAUAAGUAAAUGAUUACGAACUAAAGGGAAAACAAUAAAGAAAAACAAAUCGAACCCAACAAUUGCCAAAUUAAAAGUAGCUUUCAAGUGAAUUAUAAAAUAAAGACGUAAUUAAAUUUAAUGAAUUUUUCAACUAGAGCAAAAAAUAGUUUGCCAAAAAGCCUAGUAUACUUUUUGGCCCACCCCGAUCGCACACCAGAACACACAGAUAUUUGGGUUUGAUGAGCAAAGGCAAGAGGGAAACCAUCUAGUUAUAGAACAAACUUAAAUAUAAUACGGUAUGGUAUAUACAUUUAAAUUAUGAACUCAACUUCCACCGCAAACUUUUAAAACAAACGAAAAACAAAUCUAAGAAAAACACAAUUUUUGUCUUAAGCAAUGCGUUGAGGAAAGUCAACCUACAAUUAAAUUAUAAAAGCAAACGCAACUCAAUCAAACACUGCAGCUAUAUGAUAACAAUACGAUAUAUGAUGUAUAUGAUAAAGUCUUCAUUUAACCCGAUCCAUUUUGUGACCCCCAAAAAACUGUAAUCUGUGUAGUCUAACCAUAAGCCAGCGCCAGCUUUUGUUUACUUUCACAUAGAUCAGAUGCCUAGGCGUCAUAUAAAGUAUAAAAAUAAAGUAUAUAAAUAUAUAUUAUAUGAAAACUCUAAUCUUUAAUGAUGUGCCAAAUUGUAAGUUGUACCAUUUGUUUUUAUGAGCAAAUGCAAAACACAAAUUGAAAUAAAAAUAUGAAAUAAAACAUAAAACAUUGAAAAUAGCAUUACAGUUUUUCCCCUCCCGCAAGCCCCAAAAAGGAAAUAUGCAAAACAGAAAGCCUAUUUUGAUUUUUAAACAUUUAGAUGGUAAUGGAAAAAUAUUUUUUAAAUUUAGCAUUGUGUAUAGGAACGGGCAAGGCUGCAAAAAAAAGGCCAAGCCGAGCGUUCUCAGGCGCUACCUUACAAAACAAAAUUGAUAAUAGAACCGCAGAGAUGAUAAACAAGUAUUAUAUUAGUAACAAUCGCAGAACAAAGCCCAACCAACAGCAAACACAAACAAACUAAAGGUAAAUCCAGCUCAAAUUUUAUUUACUCGACAUACAAAUACCGUAAGGUAUUGAAUGAGAAAUUUCAAUAAUAAACGUACACAAUUUCCAAAACUUUUUGGUUUAUAUCAAUUUUCAAUUUGUAAGGUUGUGACAAAUUGUAAACAAACAUAGAAAACAAAAAUGAAACAUGAAACCAAUCCAUGAAAAAUUGUAAUAUUGUUUGUGAAUGGCAAAUAAAAUAGCAAACAAGUGGAAAACAUUUGAGAUUCAUACAAAAUACAUUUGAAAAGAACGCCAGAAGGAAAGAGCGAGAAAUGCAAUAAAAAUAACUUUAAAAAAUGCAAAA
This is a messenger RNA of Drosophila takahashii, 6857 nucleotides long. The record is from RefSeq and is a predicted model, not a curated record. NCBI's taxonomy places the organism in Eukaryota, Metazoa, Arthropoda, Insecta, Diptera, Drosophilidae.